CAUAACUACGCCGACUUAAACUUGGGUUUUAUAUUCGGUUAUUCACCGUGUGUUUAGAAACAAAUUUAACCUGCAUUAGUGCUUGAGGUUUGAAUUGGUUUAUCAUGAGUACGCCAAUAUUAACAAAACAACAGCAGAAACACAGUCUGUCGGCAAAGAAAUCAUCGGCUAAAGGAUUACGAAAUGUCUUGGCCCAACCUCAAGAUAGUUAUUGGCCAAUUGUAAAUGUAGAUAUGUGUCCAAUAUUAGAAAAUCUUUUAAAAAAUUUAACAACAGCAAUAAAACGUACAUACCAUUCAGUCCCAUGGUCAAAACUCAGACAUAUGAAUAAAGUAGAACGUGCAAAAGCUAAAAAGGAAGCACUUUUGAAAGAAGGAAGUGUGCUUAAUACAGAGAUAAUAAAUUCUGUUGUCUUGGGUUUAAAUGCAAUUACAAGGUCUCUAGAAAAGAAUAAUAUUUGUUGUGUUUUAAUGGAUGCCAAUAUCGAGCCACCACUUUUAUCAAGGCAUAUCAUUGUUAUGGCACAAAAUAAAAAAAUACCAAUAUUAUUAUUAUCCAACUUAAAGUCUAUUACAUUAAGUAUUAUUGGAUUUGCAUCUGCUGCAUAUGCCCUUAAGAAUAUUGUAAUGGAAUCUCCUGAUCAUCAUUUUCAUCCAUUGUAUACAAAAAUAUGUGAUAUUUCUAAAAGUAUUCCUCUGCCAAAAAAUUCACUUGAAUUAUUUAAGGAUGAUGAAACAUCAGAAGAAGCUACAUUAUGUGAAACAAAUAAAAUGAGUAUUCAAACUGAGUCACAGUCCAUGCCUACAGAGACAAUUAAAUUUACAUUGUCAACAAAUGUAUAUAAAUAUAGAUGUUCGCGGAAGGAAAGAGCAUUUGUUCCGCCAGAUACAACAAUAAAAAACCAUGAAAUUCUAUCCGAUACACAAAAACUGGAGCAGAAUGAAUUUAUCUCCAUAAGUAAUUAUAAAUGCGACGAAUUUGAUGGAAACAUCAGGAAAAAUACAAGAUAUAUAAAUAUUCAUGAAAAUGAAUAUAGAAGGAAAAGAGAUUAUUCAGAGGUAAACAAGAAAUUAAAAAAUGUCACAUAUUUACCACUAAAAGUGAAACGUUUGCAAGGUAACGGUAACCGCGUGAAAGCUACUAAAGCGGCAAAACAGAAGAAAAAAUAA
Messenger RNA from Colletes gigas, 1169 nucleotides. RefSeq lists its product as uncharacterized. Gene Ontology annotation, biological process: tRNA 5'-leader removal. Gene Ontology annotation, molecular function: ribonuclease P activity; ribonuclease P RNA binding. The transcript is spliced from 5 exons. Lineage: Eukaryota; Metazoa; Arthropoda; Insecta; Hymenoptera; Colletidae. Bases 105 to 1169 code for a protein of 354 amino acids. The record is from RefSeq and is a predicted model, not a curated record. Gene Ontology annotation, cellular component: fibrillar center; ribonuclease MRP complex; nucleolar ribonuclease P complex.